Hordeum vulgare subsp. vulgare (domesticated barley) is the source of this 1442-nucleotide messenger RNA. RefSeq lists its product as uncharacterized. Gene Ontology annotation, biological process: protein desumoylation. Gene Ontology annotation, cellular component: nucleus. The record is from RefSeq and is a predicted model, not a curated record. Gene Ontology annotation, molecular function: deSUMOylase activity. NCBI's taxonomy places the organism in Eukaryota, Viridiplantae, Streptophyta, Magnoliopsida, Poales, Poaceae. The transcript has 10 exons. Bases 1 to 1146 code for a protein of 381 amino acids.
AUGUCUCAAUUGACUCGCACCAAUUUGUCUAACGAGUUCAAUGAGAAGGAUUGCCAGAAGGAUAAUACAGUGGAGAAUGCCGCACAUGCAACCAACCAGGUUUCAAAAUGCAUCAACAAACUUGGGACUAAAGAAGCACCAAUUCCAUUGGGUGAUAUGCCCCCCCAACCACCGACAUUGGUGGUUGAGAGGCUUUCAAAUGUUAAGAUCACUAGUCCAACAAGUUUUGGUGUUAGGCAAAGUCAGUUAGCCAAGAAUGCAGACGCUCUAUACAACAAUAUGCUCGCAGCUGUUGUGAAUUGUCAAGGAGAGAAGCUUUUGACCCUCCCCUUUGAGCAAAACACAAGGUUCCCUGUUUCCGAGGAAGAGUGCAAGAACUAUAACACAAUAAUUGAACUAGCAUACACUAAAGGUGUUCAAAAGAAUUAUGCUUUGAUGUUCCCAAGGGUUCAUUGUAACUACAUAUCAUUGGGCCAAUGCCUCAUGCCAACCGGUCACAUGGAUAAUUUUCUUCUUCCUUGCAUCUGCCGCAAGUUCUUUGAGGACUGCCACCCAACGGUCUCUCGAAGGCAUCAUUUUUUCCCACAUAUUGGGGAGAACAUCUUGAAUUAUAGAAGCAACAAGCAAUUAAAAACGAUCGCGUUGUCUUUUGUUGGGGCAGCUUCAGCAAGGAGGAGGAAACGACUGGAUAAUUCAGACAGGUUGUUCUUCCCUAUUGUCAUUCAAGGCCACUGGAUAGUUUUCGCUGUUGAUUUCCAUUAUAAGCUUUUUGCUUUCUUGGACUCACAUUAUGGCAAGGAUUCAAAUUUUCACACGUCAAUACGAGAGAAAAUGAUCGACAACUUCAUCAAUUUGUGGGAAAUCAUAUUUCAAACUAAAGAACACGAUUUUCGUACUUUCAAAAGGAUGUACCCUCAUGUGCCUAAACAGGGCAACGAGAAUGAUUGCGGUAUUUUCGCUGUCAAGUUCAUGGAGUUAUGGGAACCAGCUAUGGAUAUGAGGAAGUGUUUCUCACAAGCCGACAUAACACACAUAAGGAUUCAAUACAUGAAUCAGCUUUAUUUCUGGAGUAAGAAUAGCACCGACAAGCGUGUAGUUACCGAUUUCAACUUAGAGGGUGAUUUUGUUGGAAACCAUGGACAAUAGAAACUGCUGAUCUAUGCUCUUGGGAUUUUGUCAGAUGGAUAUCAAGAUGGGGAAUUCAUCAUCUUUUAUCAGCCAGUUCGCUGCGGCCUGCACAUGUGGCUUUUUUUCUUCCUUCUUCUAGAUGUAUCCGAGUGCGUCUGGUUGAAAAGAAACAUUUUUGUGACAUGGGUUUUUUGUUUGUCAAUGGGGCAUUUAGUGACAUGUAUUUUUUAUGGUAACAGAGAAUGUGGGACAAGUUAUUUGUUUGUUGUAAUAUCUUUUUUGUUCUAUGUACGAUGAUAAAGCAAGACAUGUAU